AUGUCUUCACAGUCUCCAAUUCUCAGACUACCAUCUGAACUACUGCGCGAGAUCAACGAUCACUUGCUGUCGAUCAAAGAUUUGCUCAGGCCCCGCUUAGUGUGCCGCGCACUCGGCGAAGCAGCUCUCAAGACACAGGCUAUGCGAUUUGAUAGUAUAUACAUCGACAUCUCUCGCGAUUCCUUACAACGAUUCGAGGAUGUCUGCGCCAGUCCACCACAUGCUGCUGGCAUCAAACAUAUCAUAUACAUACCGCCCUUGAUGGACAUUGAUGCCACAAACGAAGACCACUUGGCGCCUAUGUUACAGUCUCAAUCCGGGCGCAAAUGUCCGAUUCCAUCCUUUCUUGAAGGUGUGCUGGAAGACAUCAGAGUACAGCAAAUUGAACAGCAGGACCUUCUGUCAUCGAGCGAGAUCGAAUCGCGUCUUCUCCAAUGUCUGCCGCUUCUUCCAGCGCUGCAACAGCUAUACUCAUCGCCCAAGCCAUGGGGAUCAAGAUGGGAUCAUGAUUCCCUCCUCGAGAACACGUACAGCAAGCGCCGUUCAUGGAGCAAUCACCGGGGUGAGAGCUCCCUUGAGGGGCAUAAGGAUAUGACCAUGGGUGAGGUACUGUCGGAGCAGACGCUUAGGUGCGCACGCUUCAGUCUAUCCGUCAUGGAUCGACCUCGACUGUUCGCCGAGCCCAUACUCCUCCUGAAGGCGCUCGCGGCGGCCGCGUCUACUGGCAGACUGAGUGGCCUACACCUCGCUCUGUGGAUGCCCAUAUCAUUUCUAGGGUCGGCAUGCACUUCAUAUCUAUCGAUUCAUCCCAUCAUCGCGCGAGAUGUUUUCAGCUGGGUGACCAGCAUGAGUCUGGAAGUACAGCCCGAUCGAGAGCUGGACGCCAUCAUGCGUUCCGACGAGCCAGACCGAGAUUCCGCAGACACCACAGCCUGGGUACAGCUUUUGCGGAGACUCGAACGACUCAAGGAGCUGAUUGUGCACUGCUUCGAAUACGAAUCCCGUACUGAAGACCUUGUCGGGUUCCUGCAUCGACAUGCCAAGACGCUGAAAAAGUUGUCCAUUCAUCGCGCGAGUGGUAUACCUCCUGAGGACGGUGUGCCGAAGGUUGAGUCUUUACGAGGAUUGCUCGACACCAUUCGUACUGAACUCACCGACAUCGAGAAGUUGUCGAUCGUCGAAGUGUUGUGUACACGGGAGCUGAUUAGAGAGCGUGACUUGACGUCUGAUGAAGAGAAUCACGAUCCGGUGCCUUUCGAGGCCAAUCGCCUCGAGGCGUCGACUUCCGAUCUAGGAGAACUGGCGCAGGAACAGGGCGCUAUCGCCGGGGAGUUCAUUCUGACAGAGCAGAGCGAUGAUCAGGUGCCUGUCCAGCUGGCGAGGAGGAAUUUCUGUGGAUACGGUCAGGCACCUGAGACCACGACGGGAUGGAGAACGAUCCUUAGACUUCGUCUACGAAUUUGGACCAGCGAUUAUGAAAGCCCAGAAAGCCGUGGCAUGUCGGGAGCGACGACAAUAACUUGGUGUGAGGCUAUGAGAAGAAAAAAGCUUUCGCAUAGCAGACACAGCUUUGAUGUCCUAGUUGGCUUCUAG
Molecule: messenger RNA, 1593 nt
Organism: Recurvomyces mirabilis
Lineage: Eukaryota; Fungi; Ascomycota; Dothideomycetes; Mycosphaerellales; Teratosphaeriaceae
Exons: 2
Coding region: 1-1593 (530 amino acids)
Molecular function (GO): protein binding
Source: RefSeq, a predicted model, not a curated record